AUGGUUCUUUCAAGUGAAUCCUUUCUCAUACGAUCAAAUCGAGUAAUUGAUCCAUUUAACCGCCUCGGAGCAAUAGCUCGGGCUUCUUUAACUGUAAUCGAAUUUUGUCAGAUUGAAGGGCCCCGACCAUUAGCUAUGGUUCAUACAACAGGAGGUGGUGUUCCGAUUGACAUUGACUCACUCUCUGUAUGGCUGAUGUCAUCUGAAACAGCGACUGGGACUGUCCUUUGUCUAUAUAAUCAACAAUCGGCAGUUUACGCUUUAUCAUAUCAUUUCACGAUUUAUGACAUCAAAGCUCGAGCCUUUCAAAGACCUUUAUGUUUGGCAUACCUCUCAUCGAGCAAACCAACAGGGGAGCUCAUCAGUAAGUUCACUCUAGCAGUUAGAAAGUUACUGGUUCCCUUUGUGUCAUGCAAUCGAAAACUAUUUUUGAGCCAAUUAAAUGAUGUCAUCUCUCUGUCAGAUUCUAUCGAAAAUGACACAGUUCAAAGCUACUACAAUCUUAAUCCGGAUGAUGUUAUGUCCAUAAUGAAGAAUCAGAAGUUCAUCAACGCCUCGGAGCAGGCGAGGAAGUUAAAACCAAGAAUGUCUAUGCUGUACGAAGAGCUGAGCUGUACAGAUUCAAUUGCAUCGGAUUGUGCUGGCCACCGAACAACAGAAAGAGAAUUGGCUGAGCAAGCCUUUCUAUCGUUCAGAGCUAAUGAUCCUCUUGAACAUAUCAAAGAUUUGGCUCCGUGUGCAUACGGCCAAUUUAUCAGUUCUUUAAAGCCCUUGUUAUCUCAUCUGUAUGAAACGAUUCCCAAAAGAGGCAUUUUAUAUUCGGGAGCAGGUCCAAUUCUCAAGUUUCCGAAAUACGAAUCACCUAUGAAGGAAAAAAGAACUUCAAGUUCCGAAGUGGAGUCAGAAGACGAGGAAACGUUGAAGCAAUUGUGUCUCAAUUUGGAUAAUAUUUUGUUCCCAAUUCUUGCCGGUCAAACUAUCAUUGUUAGCGGGUCAGUACAACGAAAGCGAACUGUGAUCGAUCUGGUUAACAAGUUGAACUUGCUGAAGCCCAAAUCACAUUCCAACCAUGAAGUUAAAUCUUGGGUUGAAGAUUUAGACAACAUUCCAAGCGGCAUCGUUGGUGUUUGUGCUACAAAAAAGGAAAAGGAAUUCCUGUUAAAAACUAAAAGUGUGUUGUUGGACACAAACACAUCCACUCUUCAUUUAGUUCCAUACCAAGGAAAGCUACUUGCUGAUCUUCAUUGUAAACGGAAGUUCCCGACGGAUAAUUGUCUUCAGUUAUUUUUGACGGCAGCUCUUUCCCGUUUAUGUAUGCUUGUUUAUUAUUCGAAGCACACAGCUUUGAACGCUUUAAAGGAAGAAGAGUUGUCCUUAGACGAUGAAAUGAUCAUCUCUAACCUGCUAGCUGAGGUUGAUUUGAUCCGCUACCAAAGUUUUAAAGACAGCAUUUCGAAAAAACUCUCUCAAAGAAAUCUAUCUGUUAAACAAAUUUCUCUCUGA
Auanema sp. JU1783 is the source of this 1503-nucleotide messenger RNA. The record is from the annotation of a GenBank genome assembly. NCBI's taxonomy places the organism in Eukaryota, Metazoa, Nematoda, Chromadorea, Rhabditida, Rhabditidae.